AUGGAGUCAGACCAGACCAAGAACACGACUGAGCAUGUUGAAUCAUUGGACGAUGGCCGUGUAGCCGCCCAAAAAGAAGCCCAGCUCACGGCCUUCGCUCCUGUAGUAGACGAAGCAUUGGAAAGAAGAGUGAUUCGCAAGAUCGACAUGAUGAUAAUUCCAUUCAUUUGCAUUACAUAUCUUAUUACUUAUGUUGACAAGGCAAUGCUUGGAUAUUCUGCCGUUUUCGGGUUGAAGGAGGGAUUGCAUUUGCAUGGAACACAAUACAGCUGGCUUGGAAGCAUGUUUUAUUUUGGAUAUCUCGCGUUCGAGUAUCCAACGACAUUCAUCAUGCAGAAAGUACCGGUCUCAAAAUGGCUUUCCGUUAACUUGUUCAUCUGGGGUGGUAUUACAAUGGCUUUGGCUGGCUGCUCUGGCUUCAACUCCUUUCUAGCGCUACGCUUUUUAAUCGGUGCCUUUGAGUCAUGUUCCACUCCGGCCUAUCUCUUGAUCACAGCCACAUGGUACACUAUUGAAGAACAGCCGAUUCGUAUUGGCUGGUGGUCGACUUUCCUUGGUGUUGCCAAUUCCUUUGGAGGUCUUCUCGCUUUUGGGGUGGGUCAGAUCAACGGCUCAUUGCAGUCCUGGCAGUACCAAUUUAUUUUUAUCGGCGCAAUUUCCUGCGUUUGGUCAAUUUUCAUGUUCUUCACUCUUGCUGAGCAUCCUUCAACAGCUCCAUGGUUGAAAGAAGAAGAAAAGAAAGCCGCUGUACAAAGAUUGGGGCCCAGGCACCCUGGAGCGAACCACCGAGAGAUCAAAAAAUACCAGAUUGUUGAAGCACUCACCGAUCCAAAGACUUGGCUUUUCUUUUUUUGCGGAGUCGCCACUCAGGUUGUGAAUGGAGCUGCCAGUAACUUUGGUAGUCUUAUCAUCGAGGGAUUCGGAUACUCGAACCUCGUUACGACCUUGUUUCAAAUACCCUACGGCAUGGUCAUUCUAGUCUCCAACGUCUCUGCCAUGUAUCUUCAGCGAUGGCUGCCAGGGCAGAAACGCUGCUUUGUGGCUAUACUUUAUAUCUGCCCUGCCCUAGCAGGAGCAGUGGGCAUCCACACCAUUUCCCGAAACCACAAGGCUGGACUAUUAGUUUGCUACUGGUUGACGAGCACUUACACCGCUUCAUUUGCGAUGAUCAUGUCUCUUAUUACGGCCAAUGUCGGAGGCUCUACAAAGCGAACUACUGUGAACGCUUUGUUUUUCGUGUCAUACUGUGUGGGAAACAUUAUUGGGCCGUUUUCAUUUAAGAGUAACGAGGCUCCCACUUAUACUUCUGGAAUUGUGGCCAUGCUAGUAGCCUACUGUGUUGAGAUAUUCUUACUUUUGGCUUUUUCAGCUUACGCUACGACCCUGAACAGAAAAAAAGAACAAGUCCUGCGCAGUCAAGGAAUGGCACUGGAAGAUGCAGACCUUCAACCCGUGGACGAUGUUCCAGUUGAUCAGACAGACAAAGAGGAUAUGUUUUUCCGCUACUCGUUCUAG
This is a messenger RNA of Penicillium angulare, 1515 nucleotides long. RefSeq names its product MFS general substrate transporter. Gene Ontology annotation, biological process: transmembrane transport. Gene Ontology annotation, cellular component: membrane. The transcript is spliced from 5 exons. The coding region runs from base 1 to 1515 and encodes 504 amino acids. The record is from RefSeq and is a predicted model, not a curated record. Lineage: Eukaryota; Fungi; Ascomycota; Eurotiomycetes; Eurotiales; Aspergillaceae. Gene Ontology annotation, molecular function: transmembrane transporter activity.